CAAGCAUUGCAGCAACAGUUCUACCCCUACUAGUUUGACGCCAUUCCUUUGGUAAAAGAGGAAGUACUACUAGUAGCAUCUUCGAAAGGAAGCUCACCUACACCUACCAAAAUGGGAAGGUGCUCCCGCGCUUGGCUCCCGUUGCUUCUUCUCGCGUGUGCCCUCGUGCAGAGCUCCUACGGCUCGAGGCCGUCACCCCGGGAGCCGCAGAAGCACGGGGUGCUGUCUCCGACGAUGGUUCACGUCGCCGCCGAGGCGGAACCCCUCCGCCGCGACGACGGGGCGACCAAAGUCCGGCCCUCGACGGAGGACGGUGCGCCUGGUCAUCGUGGAGCAAACGCUCAUGAUGGUGCUGCUGCAACUUGGGCGAUGGGCGGCGUUGGCGUUGUGUCGUCGGAGCAGAGGAAGGGAUCAGGGGCGCCGGUGCUGCGGCAGGCGCUGGGAAGGAUGAUGCUGGGCUGGAAGCUGGCGCGGCGGGUGCUGGGAGGGGAGCCGGAGGACUCGGCGGCGGGGCCGUCGUGCCACUCCAACAACGCGCACAUCACCUGUGCCCCGCCGGCGCGGCACUGACCAUGACCAUGCCCUUGAUGUAGUCUGGCAGUAGUCUGGCAGCAGGAGCUAGUCCUUCGUCCCUUGAUGAUGCCUUCAUGUAAAUUAACAGUGGCUCUU
Messenger RNA from Hordeum vulgare subsp. vulgare (domesticated barley), 669 nucleotides. RefSeq lists its product as uncharacterized. The transcript has a single exon. The record is from RefSeq and is a predicted model, not a curated record. Lineage: Eukaryota; Viridiplantae; Streptophyta; Magnoliopsida; Poales; Poaceae. The coding region runs from base 112 to 570 and encodes 152 amino acids.